Messenger RNA from Ostertagia ostertagi, 345 nucleotides. NCBI's taxonomy places the organism in Eukaryota, Metazoa, Nematoda, Chromadorea, Rhabditida, Trichostrongylidae. The record is from the annotation of a GenBank genome assembly.
AUGCUCCGAAUAGGACCUAUUUGUCGAUUUGCUGAAGAUAUUCCAUUGUUGGUCAAGGUGAUGGGUGGCGAUCGUGUUCCAUCUUUGAAUCUCGAUGAGCCUGUAUCAAUGCGAAAAUUACGUAUCUUUUACAUGGAAGGUCUCAGUGAUGUGCUGUUGACGCGCCCACUGAGCAAGGACAUGAGAGCAACUCUUCGAAAGGCUGUCGCCUAUUUUGAGCGCAAGUAUGAUCUUGUUGCUCAUCGCAUGGAUAUACCUUUGGCUCGUUCUGCUAUUGAAAUGUUCCUUGUCAGCAUGUACAUCAAGGGCGGCCCUAAACUGUCUGAAUACAUGUUGUGCUCUGAG